CUCCGUGCAAUAAAAUGAAAACCCUAGCGGCAAGUCCAGGGCCAGAAUGAAAUCUUGGCCGCUGGAUAUUCGAUCCAACGGUGAAGAUCUUCUUACAGCAUCUGCUUAUCAGGCUCCGACCGGUGCUUUUGUGCUGGUCCGCCCUCUACUUUCUCGCACGCACUCUCUCUUGCUUCCUUGUUCUGUAUCGUUCUCCGUUAUUUCUACUCGUUGCCAGGAGGUCUCAAGUACAUAAAUGGCUGAAAAAAUCGCCGAUCAUCGUUUGGCUCGAGCUUAGAGCUAAAAAGUUUGCGGCUUUAGUAGCUGAUACUGAGUUUUCCCCGAUUUAAUUGAGUGCGCCGCUAGCUGUGGCUGGUUUUGCUUGAAUGGCUGGCAACGGAGUUUCGGAUUUAGGGUUUUGCUGUCGAUUUAGUUGAUACCAUGGUUUUUGAGAAAAAAGUUCAUAUCUUUUUGAAAUUGGACAGGUGUUUGAACGCUCGGAGCUUUUUCAAUCUAUUAGAUAGCACUUGUAAACUUGCUUUUUCUGAAGAUAUUCGUAUUCUUAUUUGAUUUUGUAACUGAGAGCGCGGUGAAUAUGCUAUCUGAAAUGGGGGUGAGGGCGAUGAUCGGCUCCGGUGGGGAGGGUUUUAGCGGCGAAGACCUCGGCAGGGAGCUGGGUCUUCUGCUGCGGGAGCAGCGGAGACAGGAGGCGAGCGAUCGUGAAAGGGAGCUUAAUAUCUACCGCAGCGGCUCCGCGCCGCCUACUGUCGAGGGCUCAUUGACUGCCAUGGGAGGGCUGCUUGGUGUUGACGCCGAUCGUGGAAGUGGCAUCACCGAGGAGGAUCUCCUAUCUGAUCCAGCUUAUGUCUCAUACUACUACUCCAAUGUAAACCUGAACCCGCGGCUGCCGCCUCCUGUGCUGUCCAAGGAAGAUUGGAGGUUUGCCAAGAGGGUCCAGGCUGGGAGCUCUGGACUGGGAGGAAUUGGAGAUAGGAGGAAUCUUGGUAGGAUUGAAGAAGGAUGGAAUAGAUCAUUGUUCUCCUUGCAGCCAGGUUUUGGUGCCAAGGAGGAUGAAGAAAAUAAGCCUGCACAAGGUUCCAGCGAGUGGUUGGAUAAUGGAGGAGAUGGGUUGAUUGGCUUGCCAGCUCUGUCUCUGGGCCGGCAGAAGAGUUUUGCUGAUCUCUUUCAGGAUGACCAGGCUCAAAGAGUUUCAGUGUCAGGCCAUCCAUCUCGCCCUACAAGUCGGAAUGCCUUUGAUGAUUGUGUGGAGCCAUUAAGGUCUGGUGAAGUUCAUCUUCUUGAUGGCCUUAGAGCUGGAAACAAUGUUCAAAGUGUCAUGGUUCCUCAAAACAAUGUUGCAUCACCAUCCCCUACUUUUGCUUCUGUUGUGGGUUCAUCUCUUUCAAGAAGCAAUACACCUGAUCCUCAGCUGGCAGCAAGGGCUCCUAGUCCUCGCCUUCCUCCUGUAGGUGUCAAGAUAGUAAGUAGCGAUAAGAAAAUAACUAGUAGCUCAAGCACUUUAGAUAGGACGGCAUCUGCCAUAGUUGAUUCGGAUGAUCUCAUGUCUGCUUUAUCUGGCAUUAAUAUUUCAAACAGUGCGGCAAUAGAUGAAAGUAGGCAGUUCAGUCUGCAAAAGGAAACCGAUGACCAUCAGAGGUUUCUCUUUGAUCUGCAAGGCGGUCAAAAUAAUAUUAAACCAUCUUUCAUGCAAUAUUCUGGCUCAGAACAAAUAGAUUUGUCUUCUGUUCGUCAAUCAACCAAGAAUUCAUUUCCUGGUGUUGCUAGAAACUCUACCAGCCUUCCUGAUUUUAAUAACGCCAUCUUGAGAUCUACACAGCAUGUUGAAAUGCAGAAGAUUUCUCGUCCUUCUAAUAACUCAUCGCAAAAGGGAACUUCUUCCAACAUUCGAAGUCCAGGUGGCUCUCCUGUUCACUAUUCCAGGAACUCAGAUGGCAGUGCUAAUCCUUCUUUUACAACAUAUGGACUGAAUGGAUAUUCACUAAAUUCAUUACCUUCAAUGAUGACCAAUCACGUUGGUGCGAGCAAUUUACCACCUCUGUUUGAGAGUGCAGCAGUGGCAUCUGGACUUGGAUCACCUUCUAUUGAUGCUAUGGUUCUUGGAGGCGGUUUUUCUUCAUCAUCAAAUUUUAGCGGAACAGCGGAUUUGCAAAAUCUCAAUAAAAUUGGUAGUCAUGCAGCAACUUCUGCUCUUCAGAUGCCUCUUGAUCCGCUUUAUAUUCAGUACCUGAGUGCAGCACAAGCUGCUGCAACUAAUUUCAAUGAUCCUUCUUUGGAGAGGGGCUUCAUGGGUAAUUCUUAUGCAGAUUCGCUUGGUGCCCAAAAAGCAUAUCUUGGGGCAUUGCUUCAACAACAGAAACAGUUUGGAAUGCCAUUUCUUGGUAAGUCUGGCUAUUAUGGCAGUCCUUUUGGUCUUGGAAUGUCCUAUCAGGGAAGUCCUUUCGCAAGCCCUAUUCUCCCAGCUUCUCCUGUUGGAUCUGGUAGCCCUUUGAGGCAUGGUGAGCGGAGCAAUAUGCAUCUUCCUUCGGGCAUGAGAAACUUAGUUGGUGGUGUCAUGGGUUCUUGGCAUUUGGAUGGUGGUGGGAACAUUCAUGAUGGCUUUGCUUCCUCUCUUCUGGAGGAGUUUAAGAACAACAAGACUAAGUGUUAUGAGCUUUCAGAUAUCGCUGGUCAUGUAGUUGAGUUCAGUGCUGACCAGUAUGGGAGUCGAUUCAUACAACAGAAACUAGAAACUGCCACGGCUAAAGAGAAGGACAUGGUUUUUGAUGAAAUCAUGCCUCAUGCUUUUUCUUUAAUGACUGAUGUAUUUGGAAAUUAUGUGGUUCAGAAGUUUUUUGAACAUGGAUCUGCUGCUCAGAGAAGUGAGCUGGCUGAUCAGCUUACAGGGCAUGUAUUGACUCUUAGUCUGCAGAUGUAUGGAUGUCGAGUGAUUCAGAAGGCAAUAGAAGUUGUUGAUUUGGAUCAACAGACUAAAAUGGUUAAAGAACUUGAUGGCCAUAUAAUGCGAUGCGUGCGUGAUCAAAAUGGGAACCAUGUUAUUCAAAAAUGUAUCGAGUGCAUUCCUCAAGAUGCAAUUCAAUUCAUUGUUUCCACUUUUUAUGAUCAAGUGGUGGCAUUAUCCACCCAUCCAUAUGGUUGUCGUGUCAUACAGAGAGUAUUGGAGCACUGUGAUGAUCCUAAAACACAACAGAUCAUGAUGGAUGAGAUUUUAGAUAGUGUAUGCAUGCUAGCGCAAGAUCAGUAUGGCAAUUAUGUUGUUCAGCAUGUUUUGGAGCAUGGAAAGCCUCAUGAACGAUCUGCUAUAAUUCAAAAGUUAGCUGGUCAAAUAGUUCAGAUGAGCCAACAGAAGUUUGCUUCAAAUGUUGUCGAGAAGUGCUUAACCUUUGGUGGUGCGGAAGAACGGCAGUUAUUAGUGAAUGAGAUGCUUGGUACUACUGAGGAAAAUGAGCCUCUACAGGCAAUGAUGAAAGACCAGUUUGCGAACUAUGUUGUACAGAAAGUGCUGGAGACGUGUGACGAUCAGCAACGGGAACUCAUUCUUUCGCGAAUUAAGGUCCAUCUGAAUGCACUGAAAAAAUAUACCUAUGGGAAGCACAUAGUUGCACGCGUAGAGAAACUUGUUGCCGCCGGAGAGAGGAGAAUUGGACUUCAGCCAUCUUACACAUAAAGGAUAAGGAAGUUGUACAGCUAACUGAGGCUAGUUUGAGCUCCCUCUUUCAUCUUUCUGUUUAGGCUGUUCCAAGUUGAUUGCAAAUAAAUUAGUUAUGUGUACUUAAAACUGUAAAUUUCUGUAGUAUGAGGUUCAUUAUAGUAGAUGUUGAGGAAGAUGAGGUCAACAACUAUCAAACAAAUGACUGAUAGCAGAGAUAUGUGUACAAGUUUAAGUUUUAAGUUUAAGUUUAAGUUUGUGGAUGUAAAGAUGAGUUGAAGGAAGAAGAAUGUACUAAAAAAGAGAGAACAAAUGUUUUUAGAGUGACUGUAAAAAUGUCUCCAUGUGGAGAGAAGUUGAGUUUAGGCGAGGCUGGAAUUUUCCGUAAACUGUCUUAUUUAUAUUUCAUAGAACACUUUUUCUUUUCCAUUA
Phalaenopsis equestris is the source of this 4078-nucleotide messenger RNA. RefSeq names its product pumilio homolog 2-like. Gene Ontology annotation, biological process: post-transcriptional regulation of gene expression. The transcript has 9 exons. The coding region runs from base 575 to 3664 and encodes 1029 amino acids. Lineage: Eukaryota; Viridiplantae; Streptophyta; Magnoliopsida; Asparagales; Orchidaceae. Gene Ontology annotation, cellular component: cytoplasm. Gene Ontology annotation, molecular function: mRNA binding. The record is from RefSeq and is a predicted model, not a curated record.